Molecule: messenger RNA, 5193 nt
Organism: Chilo suppressalis (striped riceborer)
Lineage: Eukaryota; Metazoa; Arthropoda; Insecta; Lepidoptera; Crambidae
Source: the annotation of a GenBank genome assembly
GCGGUGGCAGGGCGGGCGGCGCCCACGUGCUCGCUCGCGCCCGGAAUAGACAGUCCGCCUUGUGCCGUCGCUCCCCGCUCACACAGCCAACGGAAAAUUUACGCGCUUCAUUAAUUCGCAAAAUUAUUUUUUAUAUUUUUAUUUUAUGUGAUUGUUAAAUUUUAUUUUUAAUUUUAAGUAUAACAUAUAGAUUUGAAUGAUCUGUGAUCGUGAUUAAGGUUGUGCCAAAAAUAUUUUUUGAAUAAAAUUUACAAAAUCGUCAAUUUGCUAUUAAGGUGUUAACAGUUUAAGUGUGACGUGGUAAGGAGUAUAAUCGCGAUAGUUUUGGCUCGGUGAGGUUGGUCGGACGGUGGGAGUGCGACGAGGUCAGGCCGGCGCCGGCGCCGCGACGCCCGCGCAUGUGCGAUGCGAUGCGACAAAUCGCCGCGCUGCUGCAAGGCUCGGUGCGUGCGUCACAAAACACGGAAAAACUACAGAAUGGCUCGAUCACACCAGUACUCGUGUACCCGGACGAAGGGGGCACACGGGAAGGCGGACUGGUGUGGCGCGGGUGCGCCGGCGGCUUCGACGCGGAGGACGCCGCGGCGGGAGCGCUCGCUGAUGGCAACGCCAACCCAGGAGACAAGUUGGAGGGGUCGGACGCAGCUCCGGACGACCCUGUUCACCUCAAGAGACGGGUGGGACUCUUCAGUGGGGUGGCUCUAAUCGUCGGUACCAUGAUAGGUUCGGGAAUAUUCGUCUCGCCCUCUGGGCUGUUAGAGCGUACGGGCUCAGUGGGCAUAAGCUUCAUCAUUUGGAUGUCUUGUGGCCUGCUCUCGUUGCUUGGAGCGCUCGCGUACGCAGAGUUGGGUACAAUGAACACGUCCUCAGGCGCGGAGUACGCAUACUUCAUGGAUGCGUUUGGAGGGCCGCCCGCGUUUCUGUUUUCAUGGGUGUCGACAUUGGUGCUGAAACCAUCACAGAUGGCUAUUAUAUGUCUGAGCUUCGCCAAAUAUGCGGUCGAACCAUUCGUCUCAGAGUGUGAGCCGCCUCACAGCCUCGUCAAGCUAGUUGCGGUCAUUUCUAUUGUGAUGAUCUUGGCAGUGAACUGCUACAGCGUGAACUUGGCGACGAACGUCCAAAACAUCUUCACAGCAGCGAAGCUUGUCGCGAUAGCUAUUAUCGUCUGCGGCGGAGCUUACAAACUUAUAUUAGGUAAUACGCGACAUUUACAGGAGCCCAACUUCGCAAGUAGCACCGCGACAUGGGGCAACAUCGCCACCGCAUUCUACACGGGCCUAUGGGCCUACGACGGUUGGAAUAACCUCAACUAUGUCACUGAGGAAAUUAAGAAUCCAUCCAAGAAUCUGCCGUUGAGUAUAAUAAUUGGCAUACCACUGGUGACGCUGUGCUACGCGUUGGUGAACGUGUCAUACCUGGCGGUGAUGUCGGUCAGCGAGAUGGCUGACAGUGAGGCGGUCGCCGUUACCUUCGGGAACCGCCUGCUCGGGCCGAUGGCGUGGCUCAUGCCACUCGCCGUCACUAUAUCCACCUUCGGUUCUGCCAACGGCACGCUGUUUGUUGCUGGAAGGUUGUGUUUCGCGGCAUCCCGAGAAGGUCACUUGUUAGAUAUACUGUCAUACGUACACGUCCGUCGAUUUACUCCAGCGCCUGGACUCAUAUUCCAUUCUCUGAUCGCAGUUGCGAUGGUGUUGUAUGGCACGAUAGACUCGCUGAUAGACUUUUUCUCGUUCACCGCGUGGAUAUUCUACGGCGGCGCCAUGCUCGCUCUGAUUGUGAUGAGAUACACGAAGCCCCAUGCGCCUAGACCGUACAAGGUGCCAAUAGUGAUACCGUACGUGGUGCUGCUGGUAUCGACGUACUUGGUGGUGGCGCCGAUCCUGGACAAGCCGCAAUGGGAGUACUUGUACGCAGCCGCCUUCAUCCUGGCCGGCCUGCUCGUCUACAUACCGUUCGUCAAGUGGGGCUUCUCGCUGCCCUUCAUGGACAAAAUAACCGUUUUCCUGCAAAUGGUGCUGGAAGUGGUUCCAACUUCAACAACGUUUGAAUACUAGAAGUCUGGCUGGACUUUAAAACGAGCAUUUGUGACAAAAAUAGACAUUAUCAUUUUGUAAGAUAGGUAGUUAUUAAAAUACUUAUUUUCUUAUGUGGAUCAUGUUCCAUUUGCAUUAUUAUUUUAUAUAGAUGCAUUAUCAAAACAUAAACCCUUUAUGGAGUAGUUCAAAAACAUUUUGUCUGACAUUGUUGAACAUUAGACUUGUUAAUAUUAUUUAUGACUGAAAACAUCUUAAUUCCUUUUAUGUCUGUCACUUUAAUGUGAAUUCAUAUUUGCAUUCGCUACGUCGAACGAUCUACAGAUUCGAUUUUAAGAAUUGACCAUUCUUGGUAUUCAUACCAAUAAACCAAUGUCAAUUUUACAGAAUUGCUGUAAAAUACUUAGGUACCAAAUAUUUUGACUUGAACAGAUUCUUCUGUUUGUGUGAAGUGCAUAAAAGAAAAAAAUAUUUUUUUAAAUAAAUAAAUUGAUUUCUUUGUAAUUUACGUGUAACCUUUAUUGUUUCUUUGAGUUAAUUUGUUCGACGUGUCGAAGUGCAUUAUACUCCACCCUCUUUACAGUGGAAUUAUUUCAAAAACAGCUUAUAAAAUAUACACCUGCCAAUAUAUUUAUUUAUAUAUAUAUAUAUACGAUUUGAUACUAAUAUUUUACUUAUUUCAUACAAUGGUUUGUUGUGACUCCGUUAGCAAGGAGGCGUUACAGUAGGUAUACCUACAAUAAAAUGGUCAACUGCAGUGCAGUUAUUUUUUCUGGAGCAACAUUAAACAACAGUAACUUUUGCUUUUGUGCUUACUUAUUAUAUAUAUCAUUGUUAAUUUUUUUUCAUCGCAUCGAUACCGCUAAUAACAUGAAUUUAAUUGAAAUUUCCUUCAGCAACACGCAACUACACAUAACAAAUGGCUAGUCUAGGAUAAAUUUUAUCGAUUGUUACUACAAUAUAUGUUGACUGUUUUCAAAUAGGUACAAGGCAACAUUAUAUAACAUUAUAAUAUGUAAUACCGCAACAAAUACUAAGAAAAAAAAAUGUGUGUGUCAGCUCCGACGCACGACUGGAGUUUACUCCUUAAGUUCGAUAGUCUAGUCUAACCAGACGCAAAAAGAGUUUAUUUAAGUUAAAAAAGAUUGAUACUGUAUGAAAGGGUAAAUUAACAAAUUAAUGAAAAUAAUAUACAUAUAUAAAUAUAUAUUUAUUCAUUUCAUAUACAUUUAUUGUAACUAAUCGACGAAAUAUUUUACAUUAAACUUUUUACAAUAGUCAAUUUCAGAUGUGCAUAAAUAUAUCAUUAGGAAUGUUGAUAAAUUAUGUAAUUAUUAUUAUCAGACUAUUAUCAUUUUUUUAAAUAUUAAUUAAAUCAACAUUGUCUGCAUUAUUAAUUACAGUGACAAGUGGUUAAUGGUAACUAAAAUAAGACACAUGGACGUUCGUAGAUACGUGGUUCAUGAAUCUUGAAAAUACCGCAUCAAUGGUUGUACCAUACCUCAUUGUCCCAAUUGCUCUAUCAGAAACAAUAUCUAAAUUCAGUUCAGAUUUUAAAAAUUUUAUUAAUGUCAAUAUCCGUCAUCUUUGUUUGUCAAAGUUGCGCGACAUAGGAUGCGCACCAAAAACGUAACGAGGUCAUUCAUCGAUAGAUUUUACUCCUCACAUUUUUCUCAUACCGGGCCCCUUAUAUAUGCAAAUCGAUUCUUAAGGAGCAAACUCCAAUAAAGUCCAAAAAUACAUACUGACUAUAAAACUAUGGAAAACUUGCACCAUAAAAACUAACUGCGGUGCGGAUGCACAAUUACUUUCAUAUACCCAUUUUGUUUCAGUAUCUAUAAUUUUACUUAAUUGGUUGCAUUCUUAUUUGCUUUUGUUUGAUAUAUAUACUUAUAUAGGUAAGUUCCUAAUUGUCUCUCAAGAACUUUAAAGCUUGUUAUCAAUAGAUAAACGACGAUGACGAGGUGCCAUUGGUUGCUUCUAAAAAUCUGAGUCAUCUGAAAAUAAAAUCGAAGUGAAACAUGUUUUUAGUAAUUUUUACAAGUUUUCUAGGUUUACUGAGUCGCCAAAAGGCAAAAUUUGUGAAAUUUUAGAAGAUUAGUAACUCAUUGCUCAUUUCAUUAGUUUGCACGAAUCAUUCCUAUGGAUGGUCAUGCUAAACGAGAACCGCAUAGCCACGUCUAUAUUAUGCUUUCGUAUUUUUGAUUCUAAGAGAAGGAACAACGGAAAAAUCCGUUAUUGAAAAGUACCAAACUUAUUUUAAAUGAAAAUGCCAAUAAAUAUGGUAUUUUCUUUCUCAAUUUAGGCUAUUCUCGUGGGUUUGACUGGUUAUAUCACUAUGAGUGAUUGUGCUAAACUCAUAGUCCGUAGUUCAUCUUCUCAUAAUAGACAACCUUAGACGUGAAAAUAUUUUAGCUUUAGUUGGAUUUGAAUAAUUAUACGUUUGCAGUUGUAAUCUCACAUUAUAAAUAUAUGGGGUAGAUAUACAUUUAAAGCUUUUAACUCCUCCUUGUUCGUGCGCAACAUUUCUGCGGCAAAAUAAUAAAUACUUAACUAUCGUAUAAAUAUGAGAGAGCUUUUAAAUGAGUCUGUUAAAAUUAACUGAAUUAUGUACGGGGUUAAAGCAUCAUCUAUCCCAUUUUAAAGACUUGAGUGUGUUUUUUCUAACAAUUACAGUUUACAGACAGUUGAAUUUUGCGACCGGUAAAAUUUGGUCCUAUCAUUCCUUGCCGGGGCAGAAGGACGCUGUCGAUAUAAGUAUAAUGGAGAUAUUUUUAUAUUUAUUGAUUGUAAAUAAAGUUCAGAGAGAAUUUUUAAAGCUAUUUUGUUUUGUUACGAUAUUAAAUUGUUGAUAUUCAGAUGCUUAGGAUUUCGUUAUGCAAGUCCGCUUUAAUAUAAUAAGUGAACGGGCAGUUAUUAUUAAUAAAUUGAUCAAAAAUAAACAACGUAAUCACGGGCACAUAAAAAUACACACCUCUAACGAUGUGAUAUUGUUAUGGGUAAAGCUAAUGGUUUUAUUUUGUGUACAAAAAUAUCAAGAAACAAUUACAUAAAUAUAAUCUAAUUCUAUAUACUUAUCUCUGAAAGAGAACAGAAAUAUUUAUUGUUAUACACUACCAUUAAAUGAAAUGAAAAUUUUAAAUAAAGACAAAAUCCACAA